Trichomonas vaginalis G3 is the source of this 499-nucleotide messenger RNA. Its product is annotated as KilA, N-terminal/APSES-type HTH, DNA-binding family. NCBI's taxonomy places the organism in Eukaryota, Parabasalia, Trichomonadida, Trichomonadidae. The transcript has a single exon. The record is from RefSeq and is a predicted model, not a curated record. The annotation marks the transcript as partial. Gene Ontology annotation, molecular function: DNA binding.
AUGUCAGUCGAAGCAAAAACAUUCACGAACAAAUCUAAUGGUGAAACAUUCACAAAAGGCACUUAUAACGGUAUUGAAGUCUUACGUAGAGACAAGGAUGGUUACAUUAAUGCAACAAAGAUGGCAAGAGAAGCAGGAAAGUUAAACCAUUUAAACAGAUUUCUCAAUAGUGCUAAAAUGCAGGAAAUUCUUGAGUUUUGGUUGAAAGAAUACGGUCGAGCCAAAAGUGGCUCAACCUCAAAACAAGCAUUUUAUGAGCUUACUAAGGGCGUUAUGAAUGAAUUCAAAGGUAUUUACAUACAUGCUGACCUCGUUCAUUUUGUUGCUGAAUGGUGCUCUGUAAAGUAUGCAUUUUAUGUCAAAGAUAUUAUGGACUCCAUAGACAAGAAAGUUCAUGAGAAGUUAGAUGAAGAAGAACUCGAAGAUACAGUGGAGAAUGCUAAACCUUUGUUCGAAGAAGAAGUUGGAAAAAUGUGUGAAAAACAAUUAGAACAUGAAC